Stomoxys calcitrans (stable fly) is the source of this 8973-nucleotide messenger RNA. It is a transcript of the gene Piezo, whose product is annotated as piezo-type mechanosensitive ion channel component. The coding region runs from base 272 to 8305 and encodes 2677 amino acids. The transcript is spliced from 32 exons. The record is from RefSeq and is a predicted model, not a curated record. NCBI's taxonomy places the organism in Eukaryota, Metazoa, Arthropoda, Insecta, Diptera, Muscidae. Gene Ontology annotation, biological process: cellular response to mechanical stimulus; detection of mechanical stimulus; regulation of membrane potential. Gene Ontology annotation, molecular function: mechanosensitive monoatomic ion channel activity; monoatomic cation channel activity. Gene Ontology annotation, cellular component: plasma membrane.
UUUUAUGAAAAUGUUGGACAUUUGGCUAUAAGUGUGCCGUUGCCAUGACCUUUAUUCAGUCAAGUCGCAAUUGCAAUAGCAACAGCAAAAGCAACAGCAGCCCCAGCGUAUUUUGUAAAUACUUUUGACAUCUACGUCAACAACUACUACUAAUUACAACGAGUAAUCUCUUCCAUUUACCUCCCAACACAACACCUACUCCUACUCCACCCUGUACUUCUCAACCCCUCUCAGCGCCCUGGGUAAAGAAAUCAAAUAAAUCAACGUUAAAAUGGCAUUCAGUUACGCCUGCCUUACACUACAACGUGUAGUCCUACCAAUUGUUUUGGUAUUAGCUGCACUUUAUCGUCCUGUUGGUAUAUCCUUUGUAUACCUGUUGAUGUUUUUCGUUUCGCCGUUUAUACCGGUGGCCACAAAACAGAAUUUCAAAGGUUCUGUUACAGCAUAUUUUAUAAUUUUAUUAGCAUUAAGUACAAUACUCCUACUAUGUCACAUUGGACUGCAGGUGUCGAUAUUUGCCUUACAUAUAGGCGAUAUGUUUGGCACGUGUACGGUGACCGCAAGGCUGCUGAGACACAUCGGAUUUAUAGCCUUUCAGAAUCUGAAAGCCUUUGCCAUUGUCGAAUGGCUGGCGCCAGAGGUGGUAGUCUUUAUCACAUCUCUGGUGGUGUACUUAAUCUCUAAGAAAAUAACACAAACCGUGGAGCCUCAACUGGAGAAUGGUGAGGGUGGCGAGGCGAUACGGGAAAAUGGUGGCAGUGGUGCCGGUGGUGUUGGUGAAAACCAAACCGAGGAAUUUGUUAACGCCAUUGUCGAGGAUGCACAAAAACAAAAGCAUGUUGUGGUGGCGUCAACGGCAGCUGUUGCAGCUGCUGCUGCUGCCGACGAUAACAAUAAGCCAAAUUUCGAUGGACUGAUAAAAAUAUCUCCCCUAUUUUGUUUGGCAACCCUCUUCUUUUCGGCCGUCCUUAGACCAAGUGUACCAGGUGGUUUUUAUUUUUUAAUAUUUCUGCUGUCGGGUUCAUAUUGGGCAACGUUCCAAACUUUGCAAAGGAAAUUUGCCAUGUUAUUACGUUUUGUUAUGGUCGUUAUUGUGGCCCAUACCCUUUGCAUUGUGGCCUAUCAAACGCCUUGGAUGCAGGACCAUUUGGAGAAGACUAGUUUAACAGCCAGAUUAAUUGGCCUUGAACCUCUGGUGACAUCGAAAUGUUCCGAAGAUAUUCGCAUCAUUGUCUACAAUACAGAGUACAAAGCGGACUCAUUUCUCAAUCCUAUUGUGUUAUUUUUCACAUAUUAUGCUUUAGCCUUAACAACAAAGAAUCUCAUUAAAAUACGGAUCAUUGCUAAACAAGCCACUGCUUUUGGCCAAGAUAUCGAUAACAGUAGUACCCAUAAAAUACAACGUCAAAUAUCGCUGAUUACACAAUCAUCCCGUAGUAGCAAAAAGGACGGUAAUAGGAUUAAAACACAACGUCUCAAUGUUACUUUACGCCGUGAUCAACAACGUCCUCAAAUUAUAAUCGAACCGACUGAAACGACGCCUUUAAUGCGUGCCACGACACGCAAACCUGCCAAUGAUACGAAUAGCAGCGGUGCUGUGAUGGCACAAGCGGCCUCCAAUGAUAUACCCUUGAGUAGCAUGGAAACGAAUCGCAAUAAUCGAGAGGAGGAAUAUAAAUCGGGUAUAUUGGAUCAAAUAGCCUAUGGCAUUACAGGAGUGGGUGGAUUUAUCUACCAAAAUAGUUAUAUAUUCACCAAUGUGCUGAUGAUGGCCUGGUCCAUUAUCUAUCACAGUUGGUUGACAUUUGUUCUACUGCUGUGGGCCAAUGUCCUAUGGAUGAUACCAAAUCAACGCAAAGCCAUGAUGCGUUCUAGUCUCUUCAUUGUCAUCUAUGCUGAAUUGUUACUCAUAGCCCAAUAUAUCUAUGGCAUGGAUUUGACAAAUGAUGAAUUGCCCUCAAAGAUUUAUAUCACUGGCAUAAAUCUGCAACAAAUUGGCUUUGAACGUCCCAAGGACAAUGAAAUGCAACCAUGUGUACCUCUCAUAGUGAAAACUUCAUUCUUGCUAAUGUUCUGGGUCACCAUGCGUCAAUUUUUCAAAGAGAAAACGGAAAAACGACGUGACAGCACACUGGCCGAUAUGUUUGCCCCUCUCCAUUUGUCGGUGCGCUCCUCGGGCGCCAAUGAUGAGGGUGAUGCAGGUGCCGAUGGCAAGAAAACCUCAAAGUUCCUAAAGAAAAUAGGCACCGUUAUCAAGAAUCUCUUGGUUCGUUUGUGGAUAUGGCUGCUGAUAUUGGUCAUAUUCCUGUGUGCCAUGACGGGUGAUAAAAUGACUGGCUUUAGAAUAUGUUACAUGGCAUUGUUCCUAUUCUUUUUGCUGGUAUUCCAAUCAUCCUCAAAGGCCUGGGUUAAACUCAUGUACGGAUUUUGGUUGUUCCUAAUCUUCUAUGCCAUGUCCAUAUUGAUAUUGAUCUAUACGUAUCAAUUUGAUAAAUUCGAUCAAUAUUGGAAUGAUUAUCUGAAUAUAUCGAAGACUUUGCAAACUGACAUUGGUCUGGAACGUUACAAGACCAAAGAUUUACUUUUGCAUUUCAUAUCGCCCACCAUUAUUGUCAUUCUAACUGUUAUACAAGUUCAUUAUUUCCAUAAACGUUUUAUUGCCUCAAUGAAUCAAACGCCAAUGGUUGAAAAGCCCGGUCCUGAUAAUCAACAAAGACAACGCACUAAGAGUGGUUCACGUCCGGCCGACUAUGAAAUAAAGGAUUUCACCGAAUCGGCUGGCGAAUUGGUGCGUUUGUUUUUGAGACGUUUCCGUCAGAAGGCUGAAAAAUUCCUCAAACACUUCAAAGGUGUUUUCUGGAGUAUAUUGGAAUUGCAUUGGAUUAAGGUUGUCUACAUAACGGCCUUUGCUUGUGCCGUUAGUGAGGUAUCCCUUCUUCAUGUUCCCUUCAUUGUAUUGUGCGUUAUUGGCGUAAUAUCCAAUGUACGCAUGCGCAUCUUUUUCAGUCGUGUCAUCUCAUUAGUGGUCACUCUAAUUGUACUCUCUAAAAUGAUCUAUCAAAUUGCCUAUUUGGAUCAUACCAAAUACAAUGCGAUUUGUGUGGAAAAUGGUCAAAGUAAAGUAGUGGGCAACAAUGCCGAAUGGUUUGGCCUCUUUAAAGCCAACUCUGAGACUGGUCUAAUGGGUCUGCUUAAGAAGUACAUUAUCUACAUGGUCGUAGCCACAUUACAUGCUGUCAUCUCAUUGCGUCAAUAUCAGAUGCGCCGUUUGAAAGGCACCCAAAACGAUCCCCUGCCCAAAGUACCCUUCCCGGAAGUAACCCGUGAAGAUGCCGAAAAGAAAUUGGAGAGCAUGAUAAAAUAUCUACUUAACUAUGGUUUCUACAAAUUUGGUUAUGAGAUCUGUAUGAUUGCUUUGGUGUCCACGAUAACCUAUCGUCAAGAUAUUGUGGCGGUGGCCUACGCAGUGUGGUUGGUGUUAUUGUUGAUCUUCAAGCGGAAAAAGAUAGCCCACUUCUGGGGUGUAUUUCAGAUAUUCAUAUUGAUAUCGAUUAUAGUGCAAUACAUCAUUUUGGUACAACUGCCACCCACAAUGUGCACCAAAUAUAUCUGGGAAGGUUCACCAUUUUCCGAAUCCAUACAAAGAUGGGCCAUGCUGCCGGGUCAUUUGAAAUAUGAUCAUACGAAAAAACUCAUCUUCGACUUUAUCCUUUUGCUCUUGGUGAAUCGCCAAAAGCGAGUAUUUUCCAUUGAAAAUAUACCCAACUUCCCGGGAGGCAGCAAUCAAUCCGUGGUCAAGGAUAUUGCCAAUCUGGGCAAAGUGGAAUUUGUUAAUCCCACCCAUGAUUUCCUAUCGCACAUGCGUAAUUAUUUGGAUAUUUUCAAGCAUGCCAUUCUAUGCGGCUUCUAUUGGGUCACUUUGGCUGUGGUAUUUUUGGCUGGCACAAGUAUAGCGGACUUUUUGGCUUUGGGUUAUCUGAUAGGAGCCUUCUUGUUUUUGUGGGAAGGCUCUGAUUACUAUUUGCGACCCAUCAAAUCCAUUAUAAAUCGUUGGAAAAUUCUUAUAGCCUAUAAUGUGGCUAAUAUUGUGGUCAAGACCUGUCUACAAAUGGCCGGUUGCAUGUUCAUGGACACAUUGGUAACCAAAUGCUGUUGGCUUGUUCAUAUUUUGGGUAUAAAUUGUGCCAGCAAUGGACCACCUCCAGCGGAUAUAGAUGACAAUGAUGGUGGUUGUCCUGCGACAACAGUACAGGUGGUUUUGCUCUGGGAUUCCAUAUGUUUCGCCUUUCUCAUUUUCCAGUUGAGAAUAUUCAAGUCGCAUUAUUUCUGUCACAUCAUUACCGAUACCAGAGCUAAUAAUAUUUUGGCAUCAAGAGGUGGCGAAAUAAUUGAGCACUUGCGUCAAAAGCAAAUUGAGAAGCGCCAAGAAUAUGAAGAAGAAGUUUUGCACAAAAUCAAACGUAAGAUGGAAAAGAUACGUGCCACUCAACAGAAAAUGUUGAGGCCCUUAGAAAAACCCACCCAUUUCGAUGAACAUGGAAACCCAGUUUAUGGCUCACGACCACAUAAAAGGAAAGAAAUUAAAUUGCAUCCUGCCGCUGUUCGAGCCGGUGAUUACUACAUGUUCGAAGAUAUUGAUGAUAAAUUUGAAUUGGAUUUGAUAACGGACAGUGAUGGCCUAUUCGAUAACGAUAAUGAGAAUAUCACUGAAAGUGAAAUCAAAAUGAAUCGCCGAAAGACAUUAUAUGAUGAAAGUCAGAAGCCUAAACUUCAAAAGGAUACUCUUAUUGAUACUGCGGGACCUUCAACCAGCAAAGCUGGCGAAACUCAAGGCAAGGCGCCUGAACAUAGGCAAAGGACCGAAGUCGAUAGUGGUGAUUUAACGGAAAAAGAUACUGAAGAAGAUUUCGAAGCCAAUCCCAUCAUACGCUUAAUGGAAGGCUUCUUAGUUUCUCUCACCAUACGUUUGAAUCGUUUUUCACGCAAUUACCGUUAUGUCAAUAAAAUUCUGGAAGAAGAAAAGAAAGCCCUCAAGGAAUCGAAUCAUUUAUACAUGUUCAAUGGACGUUUUAGUGGGCGCAAUGCUGCAGCCAUAUUCAGUUUAAUGAAACGUAACAUAGCCAGUGAUGAUAAUAGAGAAGAUGCUAUACGUUCAACUGCUAGCGCAACAUCAUCCAACAGGAAUUCUAACAGCGCACCCCACAAUCUUAUAAACAUACAACCACAACAACAACAAACUACAAAUCACCAACAAAAUACGUUUGAAUCUAAUUUACAAUCACCAUCACAAAAUCCACCAACCACUACCUCAACCACCACCAUAUCAACAUCACCAUUUGAUUUACAACGACAAGUAGCAUCACAGCCUCCUCCCUCUCAGCAACAAAUACAUAGUGAUGAUAUCAAUGCCAUAGAGCCAUCAUCAUAUGAUGUCGUUGAUAGCAAAGAAACUCUUUCGGAACCCAAUAGCAAUAAACUUGUACGACCAAAAGGGCGUAAAUCUGAGCCCUUACCCGAAAUACGCAUUAAGGCCCCCUCGUUCGAUCGUAGUCAUCGUGGCUCAGGUUCUCUAAUAACCAAUCAACAAUGGCCUCAAGAGAAGGUUACCAGCACGGAACUGGCUUUUGAUGAGGAUGAUUUCACUGCUCGCGAUCACAAUAUCAUUGUUGAAGUUUUAAUAUCUGCCUGGUAUGCCAUUCUUUCGAAUACAGAUUUGAUUUGUUACAUUGUUGUGUUUAUCAACCAGAUUGUCAAUGCCAGUUUGAUAUCAUUACCCUUGCCUCUGAUGAUCUUCCUGUGGGGCACUUUGUCAUUGCCACGUCCUACCAAGACAUUUUGGGUCACUUUGAUAGCAUAUACCCAGGCCAUAGUACUUAUUAAAUGUAUAUUCCAAUUCAAAUUGAUAUGGGCCAAUUAUCAUUAUAAUCUACCCAAUAAUCCAUUGGGCAUAGAGAAACUAUUUGGAGUUGAAAUGAUACCGGACUAUGCUACAUAUGAUUUGCUGUUGUUAUUGGUGCUGUUUUUCCACAGAUUUAUAUUGAAAUCCCAUGGAUUAUGGAAAAUUGACAACUAUAAAACUGUGCUAUUCCAAAGCGAAGGUGACGAGGACCGCCAUAGUCUCAAUGCCUCCAAUGCUGAUGGUGAUGCCAAUUCUAUGAGCGAACGUCGCCGUUCUGUGGCUUCCGAUUAUGCUUCUGGUAGCCAUGAAAGUAUAUCAGCUACCAAUGAAUUGGUUAGGCGCGUGGAAAGCUUCCAACGGCAUAAAUAUCUAUGUGGUCUCUCGAAAUUUUUCCAUAAUCUGAUGCAUAAGGCUCGUCUGCCCACUGAUGUGUAUGCCUUGAUGUUCUUGUGUGAUUUCAUCAAUUUCUUUGUGCUGCUGUUUGGUUUUACAGCAUUCAGUUCAAAACUCUCUGAUGGUGGUGUCAAAACCUACUUGGCCGAAAACAAAGUUCCCGUUCCCUUCCUUAUUAUGUUGCUGGUACAAUUCAUUUUGAUUGUCAUCGAUAGGGCUUUGUAUUUGCGCAAGGCCCUUAUAUUCAAAAUAGCCUUCCACUUUAUAUCGGUGGUGGGCAUUCAUAUAUGGAUGUUCUUUGUGGUCCCAGCGGUAACAGAGAGAAGUUUCUAUGCCUCUGCACCACCAAUAAUCUUCUACAUUAUUAAAUGCUUCUAUCUUCUACUGUCCAGUUAUCAAAUCAAAUGUGGAUAUCCCACUCGAAUUCUUGGCAAUUUCCUAACAAAGAGUUUCUCGAUGAUCAAUAUGAUAUCAUUCAAAAUCUACAUGGUCAUACCUUUCCUGUACGAAUUGCGUACCAUUUUGGACUGGCUAUGCACCGAUACGACUAUGACUUUAUUCGAUUGGCUGAAAAUGGAGGAUAUAUUUGCCAACAUUUAUUCCAUCAAAUGUUUGCGUCAAAUGGAAACCGAUUUCCCUGCUGUGCGAGCUCAAAAGAAAGCUGCUUUUAUGAAACUGCUAAUGGGCGGUGCAGUCAUUCUCUUCAUAGUAUUCCUCAUCUGGGGUCCCUUAACGCUCUUCGCACUUUUCAAUGCUGUUGGCCAAUCGAAUGUGCCCACCGAGGUUAAGGUCUCGCUAAGGAUAAGUUCUUAUGAGCCCAUUUAUGUUACCAGCACACGAGAGAGCACCUAUGUGUUCAACGAUGAAAUGUUUUCGCAAAUGAAAAAUGCCUACAUAAAGGAAAGAGAAGCCUUGUCAUUUUUACUGAACUAUGAUGCCUCCGAUAUAGCUGCUAUUAAGUUAAGUGGUAAUUCACCAACUAUGUGGAACAUAGCGCCACCAGACAAGAUGAGGCUAUUGGAUGAAUUGAAUAGCAAUGCUACUCUAACAGUUCGCUUAGCUUAUGAGCUAACACGUACACCGCCCUCCAAAGGUCAAACGGGUACCGUGGGUUCGGAAAUAACGUUCCAAAUGAAUGAUACCUAUGCCUAUAGAAACAUCCUCAAGGCUAUGAUUAAUGGUACCAUAGAUACGUCAGCUAUGAUGAAUGAAUUAGCUGUGAUGCAGCAAAACGAAACAGCUGCAGCGCUGAAUGGAACAGUUGCAGCAGUGGUGAAUGGAACAACUGUAGGAUUGAAUGAAACUGCUGCGUUGCCGAAUACAACUCCUGUUGUGCUAAAUACAACAUCUAUCAAGCCUGAAGCCAUUAUACCAAAUGUAGUGCCCAAGUUCAUAAAGGUCCUCAAUUCGGCCGAUCCCAUAUAUGUAUCAGCUUUAUUGGUAGAUACAAACAACAAUUUCCGUGAUUUGGGCAUAAGAGUCCAUACGAAUAAUUACAGCUUCCAGUGGUGGGAAAUUGGUGAUCAUUGCGAUAAGGAUGAGGCUACGGAUAUUUUGAAAAAGUUGCCAUUAUAUGAUUGUAACUCUGGCCUUGUCUUUUACACCUUCAAUGACAAGAAGUUCCCUUCAACUUGGACAUUUAUAACAGCUGGAGGCAUCAUUGGUAUCUAUACUACAUUCGUUUUAGUGGUCUCGAGAUUUUUGAAGGGCUUCUUAGGCGGCCAGACUCGUAAAAUAAUGUACGAAGAUUUGCCCAAUGUGGAUAGAGUAUUACAAUUGUGCCUUGAUAUAUAUUUGGUAAGAGAAGCUUUAGAAUUCAUGCUCGAAGAAGAUUUGUUUGCCAAAUUACUCUUCCUGUAUCGUUCACCGGAGACCAUGGUCAAAUGGACAAGGCCGCGUGAAGAGAUUGCCGAUGAUGAAACGGACACAGACUCAGUGCGCAGCAGAGCCAGCGGGAGAAGGGAACAUCCCCAACAGCCACAGCAGCAACAGCUGCAGCAACAAAAUCUAUGAACACAAAUGACUGCAUCUUAAAUUAAGAAACAAACAAAAAAAUAAUUUAAUUUAAUAUUUUUUUAUAUAACAGCAAAACCCCAUUUUUUACCAACAAGCCACAUUUUCAUUGUUUCAAAAAUCCUUAGAAGAAAAAACCGAUAAAAACUGCCGAUUAAUUAACAUCUAUGUUCUAAGUUUUUUAUAAACUUCAUAGCUAAUCUUUGUUUUAAUAUUGAUGUCUAUUAUGAUUUCUGUCUGUGUAUUCUGUAUUGAUAGUAUUUUCUAUUUUUUAUAUUUCUUUUUGAAGAGUUAAGCUACAAAAAUUUACAAAAAAAAAAAAAUGUUUUUGAUUGUAAAAUAUUUAUUUCUUCCCUCCAUCUUUUGUACAUGAGCAUAUUAAAACAAAAUAAUUGUAAUAUUUUUCUACAUAAAAAAUACACUGUGUGUGUGAAUGAACAGGUAUAAAAUUAAAAAUCAAUAUAUUUUCUUUAAUUUUGAACGUUAAGCGUGCGAAUGCACACUUUUGACAUCCGUAGUCGGAUGCCAUUUCACCUUUCUUCGUUUAUGAACUAUGUUUUUGGUUUUUUUACGGUAAUUAACCCGACAACUCUACCCAUUAUUGGUACUGCCAAUUCUUCUAUACAGGAACUAUUCUUUAGCGAAGGGGGUUUUUUGUAUGAUUUUGC